UGAUUCGAAACAGAAAGUUGAGCGAAAAUUAAAAAUUCGGUGCUCUCUAAUCUCUAUAUAAAACCCAAACUCAAAAGCAGCCAAGCCAUCCUCUCUCUCUCUCUCUCUGCGUUUUCCAUGGCUACGCAACCUGCGUCCCAAGCCAGCCUCCUCCUCCAGAAGCAGCUCAAAGAUCUCUGCAAACACCCAGUGGAUGGAUUCUCGGCUGGUUUGGUCGUUGAAGAAAACAUCUUUGAAUGGAACGUCACAAUUAUUGGCCCACCCGAUACUCUCUAUGAGGGUGGUUUCUUUAAUGCCGUCAUGAGCUUCCCUGAGGAUUACCCGAACAACCCUCCUACAGUACGGUUUACCUCAGAGAUGUGGCACCCUAAUGUUUACCCUGAUGGGAAGGUUUGUAUUUCAAUUCUUCAUCCCCCUGGUGACGAUCCAAAUGGCUACGAGCUUGCAACUGAGCGCUGGAAUCCAGUCCAUACGGUUGAGAGCAUUGUUUUGAGUAUAAUAUCAAUGCUUUCAAGCCCUAAUGAUGAAUCUCCUGCGAAUGUCGAAGCUGCGAAAGAAUGGAGAGACAACAGGGAUGAGUUCAAGAAGAAAGUAGGCCGCAAUGUCAGAAAGUCACAAGAAAUGUUAUAAGUCAUGCGGCCAGAAACACUUUUAAGUUUUGUUCUGUUUGAGGAACAUGCUGUUUGCAACUAGAUCCUUUCUUGCAUCCAAUGAAUACGUAUGUUGCUGCACCAGUUCAGGGAAAAAGAUUUGGAUAAUUAUAAGGUUGAUAUAUUUUGAUUUUUCUUCAACUCGCGCAGGUGUUGUUGACUCUUGUGAAUGCUUUAUGUGGUUUUUUUUAUU
Messenger RNA from Prunus avium (sweet cherry), 843 nucleotides. RefSeq names its product ubiquitin-conjugating enzyme 14 (gene UBC14). The record is from RefSeq and is a predicted model, not a curated record. NCBI's taxonomy places the organism in Eukaryota, Viridiplantae, Streptophyta, Magnoliopsida, Rosales, Rosaceae.